Molecule: messenger RNA, 5966 nt
Organism: Alexandromys fortis (reed vole)
Lineage: Eukaryota; Metazoa; Chordata; Mammalia; Rodentia; Cricetidae
Gene: Sv2b
Product: synaptic vesicle glycoprotein 2B
Exons: 13
Coding region: 1205-3256 (683 amino acids)
Biological process (GO): transmembrane transport; chemical synaptic transmission
Cellular component (GO): neuron projection; synaptic vesicle membrane
Molecular function (GO): transmembrane transporter activity
Source: RefSeq, a predicted model, not a curated record
ACCAAGAGCUGUUGUUUCCUUUUAAGUCCCUCUGUGGAGCUGAGCUCCAGCUAAGGGCAAGAUAACUCUUUCAGGAAGACAGUGGGGCUUCAGUGUCUGUGAACAGGAAUAGUGCGCUGUGGGGCCCCGGGUCAAGUGUACUGGACAAGCACAGAGAGGAUUUUUUUUUUUUUAAACCAUGGGGCAGGAUUUCUUUUGGAAACGAGAACAUCUUUUAAGUAUUUAACUUUAGACAGGCUUACUUUUCUUCUGUUGACCACUUUCUUUCACCGAAAGCCUAAGCCAAUUGGGGUUGUGCGACAGAGAAAGGAGGCACGAGUAUGUCUGGGCUGUCUCAAUGGGGAAGCAGAAGAGGGCAUUUGGAGUCCGGUUUGCCUGAGGUUCUGCUAGGCCUCUGAGAAGAAACCAUGAGGAGGACUUUGGAACUAGAGGAUGAGACCUAGUAAGAUAGGCAGACAUCUGAGUGCCCCCCAACUCCUGGUACUAAAUCCAGUGUGUGAUCUCCUUCCCUUGGGCUUGAGUUGGAACUCUGAGACGUGCUUUUCAUGAAUAAGACGAGGCAAUCGAGAUAUCUGUGCUAUGAUUAGGUCACAAGAGGCUGCAAUUUCUACCUUGUUAGGUAUUCUUCUCUUGCUACCACGGUCUCAUUCUUGUUCUUCCCAUGCUUUUUGGUGUGCUCUGAUGAAGGUAGAUGCCAUCAUGGAGAGGCUUGAUGACGAGGAACCAGUGAUGACUUCUGGUCAACACAUAUCGAAACCCCAUCACCUUCGACCCAACAGCAUCCAUGUCCUGAAUCCUGUCAGUGACUGUGAGGGCAUCACCUUCAGUAGAAGGACAAAUUACCACAGUCAGUGAGCUGCCAAGUGCUGCCCCCACCCUGUCAAAGAAAGCAGCUGGUCCUGUUUUUAAUCAGCACCUCCCAGCACAAGCCUCUGGGUCACAGGGGAAGAACAGGGCAGGGUUUGAAACUUUCCGAAGACAAUUAAUACGCACUGAGUGCAAAAGGCCACUUAGGUCAUCUCUGUAUGAAUCUGCUUGAUUGGAGACACAAACAAGAGAGGUGCAACUUUCAUAGAAGACUUCACACGGACGUACUCUCCAUUGCAACCAUACUAUAGAUGAUGAUUAUUGAAAUAGCCCCAGCAUUUACCACAGAGCAAAAGAUAUAGCUUGAGAGGCUAUCGGACAAUUCCAGAACCAAAGAAUGGAUGACUACAGGUACCGGGACAACUAUGAGGGCUACGCCCCCAGCGAUGGCUACUACCGGGGCAACGAGUCAAACCCGGAAGAAGAUGCCCAGAGUGACGUGACAGAAGGCCACGAUGAGGAGGACGAGAUCUAUGAGGGCGAGUACCAGGGCAUCCCUCAUCCAGAUGAUGUCAAGUCCAAACAGACUAAGAUGGCGUCCUCCAGGGCAGAUGGCCUUCGGGGCCAGGCAGACCUGAUGGCUGAGAGGAUGGAGGAUGAGGAGCAGCUGGCCCACCAAUAUGAGACCAUCAUUGAUGAGUGUGGCCAUGGGCGUUUCCAGUGGACCCUCUUUUUUGUCUUGGGUUUGGCCUUGAUGGCCGAUGGAGUGGAAGUGUUCGUGGUGAGCUUUGCCUUGCCCAGUGCGGAGAAAGACAUGUGUCUGUCCAGCUCCAAGAAAGGAAUGCUUGGGCUGAUAGUCUACCUAGGAAUGAUGGCAGGAGCCUUCAUCCUGGGGGGUCUGGCUGAUAAACUGGGAAGGAAGAAAGUCCUCAGCAUGUCCUUGGCCAUCAAUGCCUCUUUCGCCUCCCUCUCCUCCUUCGUGCAGGGAUACGGAGCCUUCCUCUUCUGCAGACUCAUCUCAGGCAUAGGUAUUGGGGGCUCCCUGCCAAUUGUUUUUACCUACUUUUCCGAGUUCUUAUCGCGGGAGAAACGAGGUGAACACCUUAGCUGGCUGUGCAUCUUCUGGAUGACUGGGGGCAUCUAUGCAUCUGCCAUGGCCUGGAGCAUCAUUCCACACUAUGGCUGGGGCUUCAGCAUGGGGACCAACUACCAUUUCCACAGCUGGAGAGUGUUCGUCAUCGUCUGUGCUCUGCCCUGCACCCUGUCCCUGGUGGCACUGAAGUUCAUGCCUGAAAGCCCCAGGUUCCUGCUGGAGAUGGGCAAACAUGAUGAAGCCUGGAUGAUUCUCAAGCAAGUCCAUGACACCAACAUGCGGGCUAAGGGGACCCCUGAGAAGGUGUUCACGGUUUCUCACAUCAAAACACCCAAGCAAAUGGACGAAUUCAUUGAGAUCCAGAGUUCAACCGGCACUUGGUACCAACGCUGGCUGGUCAGGUUCAUGACCAUUUUCAAACAGAUCUGGGACAACACCCUGUACUGUGUGAUGGGACCCUACAGAAUGAACACCCUGAUUCUGGCAGUGGUCUGGUUCACCAUGGCGUUAAGUUACUAUGGCCUGACGGUGUGGUUCCCUGAUAUGAUCCGGUAUUUCCAGGAUGAAGAAUAUAAGUCUAAAAUGAAGGUGUUUUUCGGUGAGCAUGUGCACGGGGCCACCAUCAACUUCACGAUGGAAAACCAGAUCCACCAGCACGGAAAGCUUGUGAAUGAUAAGUUCAUAAAGAUGUAUUUUAAACACGUCCUCUUUGAGGACACAUUCUUUGACAAAUGUUAUUUUGAAGAUGUGACAUCCACAGACACCUAUUUCAAGAACUGCACCAUCGAGUCAACCAUCUUCUACAACACAGACCUCUACAAGCACAAGUUCAUUGACUGUCGCUUCAUCAACUCCACCUUUCUGGAUCAGAAGGAGGGCUGCCACAUGGACUUUGAGGAGGACAACGAUUUUCUGAUUUACCUCGUCAGCUUUCUCGGCAGCCUGUCUGUCUUGCCUGGGAACAUAAUUUCUGCCCUGCUCAUGGACAGAAUCGGAAGACUCAAGAUGAUUGGUGGCUCCAUGCUCAUCUCGGCAGUCUGCUGCUUCUUCCUGUUUUUUGGCAACAGCGAGUCUGCGAUGAUUGGCUGGCAAUGCCUGUUCUGUGGGACCAGCAUCGCGGCGUGGAAUGCUCUGGAUGUUAUCACGGUGGAGCUGUAUCCCACCAACCAGAGGGCCACGGCAUUUGGCAUCCUCAACGGAUUGUGCAAAUUUGGAGCCAUCCUGGGAAACACGAUCUUUGCUUCCUUCGUUGGGAUAACCAAAGUGGUCCCCAUCCUUCUGGCUGCCGCUUCUCUGGUUGGAGGUGGCCUGAUCGCCCUCCGACUGCCGGAGACCCGAGAGCAGGUCCUGAUGUGAACAGCCCCCUGGGAGAAAGAUGGGAAGAUCUUCUCCAGGACGCUCCAGCACAGCCACACCUCCCGCCUCUCCCUGUCCAUGCGUAUCAUGGACAGCGCAGGAGGAGAAAUGGACUUUGUAAUCCCUAGUUUAGGACCCACUGCAUUUGUCAAUACAUGCCUAACUCAGGUGAUUGACUAGGGGUGUCCUGAGUCACCCUUAGGACCCCAGAGCUGUGUGUUUCUCUUAAGGUCUCUCCAUCCAAGGCAUGGAGGGGAGGACCCUCCAGUAAAUGAAUACAGUGAGCAAGGAGUAUAUGUUUCUCUGAAUGAGGUGCAAGGAAUUAUUUGCAUUUCAGACUGAAGUUGAGGACAGGAAACAUUUUGAGCUCCUCCACGUAGCUCCUGGGAGCCCUGUGUGACCUGGCAGGUUGCCUUGGUUGGGAGUUGGAGCCAUCACAUGGAUACUGGGUGAGGAGAACAGGAUUUACGUUUGCAUUCAAAGUAUGACCUAACAUAUUUUCCAUCUGAAAAUUGGCACAGUAGUACUGAAGAUAUUCUGAUAUCAGAAAAGCCACAUACUUAAGCAAAUUGUGUAUAGAGUGACUUUUCUACCCAAGCGUCCUCAACUUUGCACGAUACACCAAGAAUGAUAUUUAUUAUGACUUUGCUCGAGUCAGAGACACUUAAGGAUGGGUGUUCUGUAAACUCAGUUUGUAUAUAACAGUUUUGAGGUUUUAUUUUGACAAAUGGUAGCUGCUCACGUUGUCAGCGUUUCAGCCAUAUUUGGGGAGGACUUGCCGUUCAAGGUCCCAGGACACUAGGUGCAACUGAAUGACAUUUGAGCACAAAUUCAAUACAGCCAUCUAACUUGUUGUCAAGAGAAUGCACCAAGUAAGCCAUGGGCAGUUUUCUCCACCUUGGGACUUUUCAGUUUAGCGGGGCAGUUCCUUUUCUCUCCUAUGUCAAUCACUUGUGAAACUCAAAUCCAAGGGCCCUCUGACUGCUGGCGCUCUCUGUAUAGAGACUAACAGUAACGGACUAAGGUUGGGAAAGAGUUCUUCGAAAGUGCGAAUUCUUCCUGUUUGAUUUGGCAGGAAGGCACGAUGGACAUUUAUUAUGAUGUUCAGGCCCUACGAGAAAUUUGCGCUCCAUGUCCUGGUCGAGGGCUUCUGAAACAGGCCGUUAACGUGGAAGUUAGGAAGUGAUGGGUGUCAUGUACAUUCAUGUCUUCAGCGUUCUAAGGGAUCUUUCCUGAGAUCCAGUUCGUACCUUGAAUGCGGAAGUAGGUGGGGAGAGGAAGUCAGGGCAAACUGCUCUGGUCGGUGUCAGCCAUCAUCUGAGGUCUUCACUCGAUGUCGAAAGAGCAACGUGCUUUUCGUCAGGACAGUCUAGCAGUGGUGGAGACAGGAAGGUAGGUGUUCCUGUCACUAGAUCUAUGCUUGCCUGGGCCAGGGAGCAUCAGUCUGUAUGACCUAGUUUUCUCUCUUUAUUUGCAGCAUCCCCAGGAGCUGUAACGUGCUAAACUUUGCCUAUCAGACACCUCCCCAAAUCUAAAUGAGACUAAUGGCUAUGUUGAGUGUUUUCUCAGUUUGGUGGGAAUGCUUAGUUCCCAUGACAGUUCAAGCCAUCUUUCUGUAGAUCCUUGAGUAUAAAUCAGCAAGGGGAAAUUGGUUUUUUUUUUUUUUUUGAGAUCUUCCUUCCCAUCUUCAAGUCUGGCUAACAUGUUUACUCUGCUUCUCUGGUCCCCGCCUCUUGACAUCCCCACUACUUUCUGUAUAGGGAAGGAAGAUGUCACAUCAGCUCUGAUGCGACACCCCGAUUCCCCCAAAUAUAAAUAUAUAUAAAUAUACAGAAUGUAUUAAUGCUUCUCCUGGUGUUUUAUAGACAUUAACUAACACAGCACUCUGUUGAUAACGAGAGACUUUCUGUAAUAUAGCUCUAAUAUCCUUCCUCAUUUUCUCAUGAUAUGGAAUGCAUCGGCUAGGACCAUGAGAGAAUUGUGUAAAUCUGUGAUUACACAUUCCUUAUAGCAGUAAUCUUUAAUGGGAUAAUACAACCCAGUGAGCAGCUGCCACUUAAGAAAUAUCCAAGGCAGAGUCUGCCUUUCCAGCCGGAUGGAUCUUGCAAACUUUAAUCUUAUUGCCUUUUGAGUGCAGGGGUGGCUGCAGCCCUUUGUAGAUUAACCCUGCUUAGCUUCUGAGCUCUGUCUAAAUUGCGUUUAUGGAUCCUUAAAAACCAUCUACCUAACCAACCAAGGGCAGUUCCCAAUCCAUCACUUGGGCUGUAUGAAGGAUGCACCAUGGUCUGCAGCCCCUCUCAUGAAGGAUUAGCUGGCCGUGGUACCUGGCCACCUCAUAAUUCCUGUCACUCCCGGUGAGAUGAAUGUGUCUUUAAAAAUAGUCUCUGUGGCAGGUCACCGGGGGAUAAUGUACAACACUCUUAGCCAUCCAUCUCGUUUUGCCCCGAGAGACUCCUCAUGGCAUCCUUAGAGGGUGAAAGGGAAGGGUCGUUCCCUCAUUGAACCAGACUGUUCACAGUUCGUGACGUAGUUUAUGAUGGUCAGUUUGGGAGUCGUUACUUUCAACUGCGUUGUGUUAUCUCUUGAUGCUGAGUUUUGAUCUUUUGUUUUAUUAAAACUAAUUGGUGAAAGAGGCUUCCUGUUUCUGAAAUUUGUAGCACAAGAGUUUGAGAUCAUGUAAUAACUCCAUUCUUGGGUUCCCUGGCUAUUG